Archocentrus centrarchus (flier cichlid) is the source of this 3247-nucleotide messenger RNA. RefSeq names its product hemicentin-1-like. Gene Ontology annotation, biological process: cell adhesion. The transcript is spliced from 5 exons. Gene Ontology annotation, molecular function: integrin binding. The coding region runs from base 93 to 1196 and encodes 367 amino acids. The record is from RefSeq and is a predicted model, not a curated record. Lineage: Eukaryota; Metazoa; Chordata; Actinopteri; Cichliformes; Cichlidae.
UUCAACCUUUUUUUUCUUUCAGUUCAUUCGAGACAUCGUCUGGCCAACAGCGUUUUGACUCGGAGAGUUUUAUUAACAGACAUCUGGACAUAAUGAUUUCCUGUUAUCCUUUCCUGUUAUCCUUCAUUUAUUUGACGAUCGCCUUCGUGUCCGGCAAUGAUCUUAACUGUACAGAAUAUCCUGUAUUCACUCCAUCCAGGCUGGUAGUGAAGCACGGUGACCCAGCCAAUGCUACAUGUGUUGUGUGUCAGAGGGACUGCCAUGGAAAUAUUUUUGACUUGGAAAAAGCUUGGGGAGAAGUCAUAAAAAAUGGAACCACACUGUUAUGGACCAUUAAAAAACUGACUGAAUGGGACAUGGAUAUCCAGUGCUUUUAUAGCCUUGAUGAUGGUGAUCAGUGUAUCAGCAAGCUGGAUAUAACUACCUACCAGCCUCCAAAAAGUGUCUCCAUCAGCUUUGUAAACCACACUGGGCCCAUGUUUGAGCAUCAGCAGUACAGACUGCAGUGCAGCGUACAGGACGUAGCUCCUGUUCAGAACCUCACUGUGACCUUCUACAGAGGCUCUAAAGCACUGGGUCACCUACAGUCCAACAGUGAAGAGAAGAAAGCAGUGAACAAGAUCUUCACUCUGAACAUCACCGCCAGUAAAGAUGAUGAUGGAGCCCUGUACCGGUGUGAAGCCAAGCUGGAGCUGGGACCAGAUGGACCACAGCCCCCUCCAGUGGCGAGAUCACAAACUCUCACUGCCUCAGUUUACUAUAUAGAUGAGAUGCCAAAUCCAGUUAGUAUCACAAUCACAGAAGGAGACCCUCUACACCUGAACUGCUCCCCUGUGGGAAACCCCAAGCCCACCUACACCUGGACACUGCCAUCAGACCGCUUUUCUUCCCACAGUGACAGCGUCCUCACUAUCGAUACUGCAGGCUUUGAGGAUAACGGACAGUAUAUCUGCACUGUGAGCAACGAAGCAGGGAAUGUCACCAUGGUGUUUAAUGUGGAUAUAAAAGCCAACCCCUUCAUGUGGAUAAUAAUAGCAUGUAGCUCUGUAGCUCUUCUGGUUAUCAUCGCUUUUGUGCUGUAUUUUCAUUACUAUAAACAACACCGAAAGGGAAGCUACAACCUAAAGGAUGUUUUCCGUUUCCCGGCUAGGCACAUUGCCUUGCCUCUUGUACAGCAAAACUGUGACAACCCGUGAACUGUGGACGUGACAUGUGGACAGUCUGGAGCUCUUGCUUUGACGUUAGGUGCCGUCUAAUUCUUGGAGGGAGCUCGCCAAAUUUGACAUCAUCCCUGGUUUGAUUCAGGCAAUGCUUACCUUCCUCUACUGAUGACAUCUGAUGGUGUAAUACAACAAAAAUGAUGCAAGGAAGCAACGAGUUUAACUGAAGUGACCUGCAACCUGAAUACUGAAUGGAAAAAGCUCCGUCCUCUUUUAUCAAACUUCUGCUUUCCAAGUUCCUGUCAAACAAUCAUGAACCUUUACAAUCACUUCCUGUAAAUAUGCUGACUUAAGUCAGAGGCCUUGGAUUGUACUGCUUUUACUGCACUGUCAAUGCAGUAAAAGCACAUCGAAACACUAUCAGUCACAGAUUGGCCUCUCCAGAGCUCGGCCUCCUCUAGUGCUCAGAUUAUUAAAAGAUGUCACCAACUGUGUGGAUUUAAACGUGUGUGGAAUUAAAAGGCCAACUCCUCUAGGAAACUUGGCAAACACAUCUAAGUCUGUGCGUGGACACACGCACCCUCAUCUCCUACAUUCCCAGUAAAGACAGGAAGUUUCACAGCUGGCUGCAAAUAUCAAGUGGCUGAAACAACCAGCAACUGUAGUUCUUGAUAAGCAUUAUCCAAGCUGAAACUAUUUACUCAGGAAUGUGAAAUUUAUUAGAGGAUUUUAAUAAAUCAUUUUACCAAAAAAAAAAGUAAUAGAUGAGUUCUCAAAACAGGAUGAUACGUCAGAAACUACCUAAAGGCCUGCUUCAAACACACUUGCAAGUUAUCAAAUUACCAUGCUGACCACACUGGGCCCUUUGGGUGUUUUCUGCUUUGCCUGGUCGAUAAUGCGGCCUUGAGCGGAUGCAGACUGAAUAACACAAAUACUGAAUGUCACCAGCUAUUUCCUUAAACUGUUGUACAGCCUUGACUUUAACACUGUUGUCAAACCAGCAGCUUAGUGGCUUUGUCUGCAUUUCUGCCGCCGCUUUGGUUUCACAGCUUGCAAGAGAGCAGCCUGUUUCCAGACCACCCUCGAUUUACACGGUUGACUGAGAAAACUGCGUUCUCUAAGUAGUAUAAGCUUACUUUUUUUUGGUUUUAUAUUAAGUUGUUCAUUUUCAAUAUUUAAUGACUGUAAAGGUACAAACUCAAGACUCACAGUACACCAACAACUAAAACGUCUCUAUCAGUUUAACGUUUUUCUGACCUUUCCAGCGAUGGGAGGAAUAUCAAGUUGAAACAUUUUCAAAUACAAAAAAGACAUUUUUUUUUUAAUUUGCUUUGGAAAAUAUGAAAAUAAAUUCAUGUCAUCAAAUCCACACACAUGUAAAGGGUUGUACAUUGAGUAUAACUGCCGUGUAGGUGAAAAUGCUGUUUAAUGGUCUUGUUGGUGUAAAUAGUGCAAAUGAUUUUAUAUCUUUAUUUAGACAUGUGCAGUUUGGAUACUAAAGCCUAAAGAAGAUUUUCACGGGGGAAAUGUGUGGAAAAACAUGGUGGUUACUGUCUGCCAGCAGGCUGCCUCAGAUUCCCCAUUUCUCAGAGACGUGGACAGUGCCAGAUUAGAGCCAUGCUAACUCCUGGUGGGAAAUACACAAGGCUGAAGUAUACUGAAAUUCACUUUUAAUACUCUGAAGUUAGAGUUCCCAGUGAAACACUGUGUAUAAGAGCAUAUAAGAGAAGUGGCCUGUGUGACACCACCCACUGGGCUGUGGGCUGAGGUUUUGAAGCCUCGGGUUUGACACCAUCUAUGGGCAUCCCUUUUCUGACCCUGUGGCCACACCCAUCUUUUAUGUCAUCUGUGAUUCUAACACACAACUUGUCGCCUUGCAACUGUUGCCAUGUCCAUGUAUUUGUGGUGUACAUAGUAUGAAUAGUGGAGUACUGUUAUUUUGUGGUUUUAGCUGAGUCUUAGUGAAAAAGAGGAACUCUAUGAAGCAACACUGUACUAAUGCACUGUGCUGGAAAUUGUUUAUUCUAAAAAUAGAAAUAAAUUAUAACCGUUUUUUAUUAAUAAAAAAGAUGUCUCCUGAUCUCUCA